AUGGACUUUGCUACACCCCCGUUGCUCAAGGGCCGCCGAGAGGGCCAACUAACGCCACAGCUGUCUAAUCCGAGUCAAUCAAGCAACGUCGUGACCAUCCCCGAUCCGGAUCCACAUAGGAAUGCAAUCGGGCUCGCCAUUGUGAAGUUGGAAGAUAUCCUGAUAUCUGCUCGAGAAUCAUUGCUACAGUCUCGAGAAAUAUCCAUUCCCUUCAGGACCCGACCUUCCACAAACCAAUCCACGAGCAACCAUGGCCCAUCUCGGACAACUCGAUUAGCAGUUCGCUUCCCGGGCCGGACAGCAGAGGAAGCAACCAAGUUCACACGUAUCAUGCGCAUCAUGCAACUGUCCCUGAACGCCCUGACGGAAGGCCGGCUGAUUACCAAGAGGAACAUCUACUAUCAGGACACCGAUUUAUUCAAAAGACAGUCCAUCGUCGACAACCUCGUUGAUGACCUUGCCUUUACGCUGGGCCUCGGGAGGGAGGACCUCGGUAUAGGGAUCCUCAUACCCUCAGCCAGGACUGUCUCCGAGAUUGACUUUGGUCCAGCACAUUGGGUCCUAGUCAUCGAGAAAGAGGUUGGACUGGUUUGGUGUUGGCUGCAAAACAUUGCUGACUGGAACAGGCAACGUAUCGGACACUGGCAUCGGCGAGGUACUAGGAGACUUCAGCCUUUGGCUUGGGCAUUCUUGUCACGGUCAGGCAAAGGUUACCCAGAUUUGAACACCAAGCAGUUCGUACACCUUCUGCACACAGCCAAACCUGAGCUUCCAAUUUUCGCUCUUGUGGACUUCGACUGCUAUGGUAUUGCCAUCAUGCGCUGCUAUAGCUACGGCACACGGGGACACGCACACGAAAAGGCAACGACUGUACCUAGCAUGCAGUGGCUCGGCAUAAAAAGCGACGAUCUCGCAUUCCGUCAGGAUGCAACCCCUAGCCACGGGCCCGGUAUCAACGGCAGCCAAAGGCGGCCUGGUGCGAGCUUGUUCGACUCUACUAGUUCUCUUACGCUGCGAGAUAGAACGCGCGCUAUCAACACGAUCAAGGAAAUCGAAGAGGACGGCACCGAAAAUGAUCAAGAUUGCCGACGAGAACUACAGGUGAUGCUGUUUCUUGGCAUCAAGGCAGAGAUCCAAGCUGUGGACAAUGCAGGAGACAUGUCGAGAUGGCUCGAUGAGCACUUGGGGACUUUCUGA
Molecule: messenger RNA, 1197 nt
Organism: Colletotrichum lupini
Lineage: Eukaryota; Fungi; Ascomycota; Sordariomycetes; Glomerellales; Glomerellaceae
Product: type IIB DNA topoisomerase
Exons: 5
Coding region: 1-1197 (398 amino acids)
Biological process (GO): meiotic DNA double-strand break processing; reciprocal meiotic recombination; meiotic DNA double-strand break formation
Cellular component (GO): nuclear chromosome
Molecular function (GO): ATP binding; DNA binding; DNA topoisomerase type II (double strand cut, ATP-hydrolyzing) activity
Source: RefSeq, a predicted model, not a curated record